Microthlaspi erraticum is the source of this 831-nucleotide messenger RNA. Lineage: Eukaryota; Viridiplantae; Streptophyta; Magnoliopsida; Brassicales; Brassicaceae. The record is from the annotation of a GenBank genome assembly.
AUGCAAAUAGAUCCACGGUGUAUGCGGUGUGGGAUGGCACCAGAAACUGUAAAUCACACUUUAUUUGAGUGUCCGCCGGCACUACAAGUUUGGGCAUUAUCUCCGAUUCCAACAGCACCAGCCCAUUUUCCCACUGGAGGCCUGUUUACAAACAUGACGCAAUUGUUUUGGCACUUGCCAAAUGAUGAUAGGAUGAGGAUGUUCCCUUGGUUGAUUUGGUAUAUUUGGAAAGCCCGUAAUGACAAGGUUAUGUCUAAUGUGGAUUGGGACCCCAAUGAGAUAAUCGUUAAAGCAGAAGCGGAGUCUAUAGCAUGGACAAAGGCCCAGGAACGGCUGGAGAUGGCAUAUCCCCACACAGAAACCCACGUGGAAAUAUCUGCGUUAGGCGACAUAUGUCAGGUGGACGGGGCCUGGAAGGAAUCAGAGUGUAGAGCUGGUCUAGGAUGGUAUUAUUUUAACACGAAUACUCUUGAAAAUUUUAUGGGAGGGUGUAAUCUGAGGCGGGGGAUAUCACCUCUUCAGGCAGAGCUGGAAGCUCUCAUUUGGGCUAUGCAAUGUAUGCUAAGGAUUAGAAAAUUAACAACGGUGUUUCAGACGGACUGUUCCGAUGUGGUGAAGAUGGUGUCUAGACCAGAGGAGUGGCCGGCUUUCUCAUUACUACUUGAAGAGGUUGACAGAUGUAAGAGGAGAUUCAAUUCUUUCUCCAUCAUGCAGAUACCAAGGACGAAAAACACGCAGGCAGACAAGCUAGCACGGAGUGCUCGAGCUCUACUUACUGAUGUGUACUAUGUAAACUCUGUUUCACCAGUUUGGAUUUCCGAGCUGUUUUAG